AUGCCCGGCUUCGACUACAAGUUCCUGGAGAAGCCCAAGAGGCGCUUCCAGUGUCCGCUGUGCAGCAAGGCCAUGCGGGAGCCCGUCCAAGUGUCGACCUGCGGCCAUCGCUUCUGUGACACCUGUCUGCAAGAAUUUCUAAGUGAAGGGGUUUUCAAGUGUCCGGAAGACCAGCUGCCUUUGGAUUAUGCCAAGAUCUACCCGGAUCCGGAGUUGGAGCAGCAGAUCUUGGCGCUGCCCAUCCGCUGCAUCCACAGCGAGGAAGGGUGUCGCUGGACCGGACAGAUGAAGCAGCUGCAGGGUCACUUCUCUACCUGCGCCUUCAACGUGAUACCCUGCCCGAACCGCUGCUCGGUCAAGCUGACGCGCCGCGACCUCCCCGACCACCUGCAGCACGACUGCCCCAAGCGCAAAGUCAAAUGCGAGUUCUGCGGCAGCGAGUUCACCGGCGAAGCCUAUGAGAACCACCAAGGCGUGUGUCCCCAAGAGAGCGUCUACUGCGAGAACAAAUGUGGGGCACGGAUGAUGCGUCGCCUGCUGUCACAGCACAGCAUGGCCGAGUGUCCCAAGCGCACGCAGCCAUGCAAGUACUGUGGCAAGGAGUUUGUCUUCGACACCAUACAGAACCACCAGUACCACUGCCCACGUUUUCCUGUCCAGUGUCCCAACCAGUGUGGAACGCCCAACAUCGCCCGCGAAGACCUGGCCAAUCACGUCAAGGACAACUGCGGCAGCGCCCUGGUUCUCUGCCCUUUCAAAGAUGCUGGCUGUAAACACAGAUGCCCCAAACUUGCCAUCGGCCGCCACCUGGAAGACACCACCAAGUCGCACCUGACCAUGAUGUGCAACCUAGUGGGACGCCAGCGUCAGGAGAUCCUGGAGCUGCGGCGGGAGAUGGAGGAACUGUCAGUGAGCCACGACGGCGUUCUUAUCUGGAAGCUGAGCGACUACUCGCGCAAGCUGCAGGAGGCCAAGCUGCGCAGCAACCACGAGUUCUUCAGCCCGCCUUUCUACACGCACCGCUACGGCUACAAGCUGCAAGUGUCGGCCUUCCUCAACGGCAACGGCAGCGGCGAAGGCUCGCACCUGUCCGUCUAUAUCCGCGUUCUGCCCGGAGAGUACGACAACCUCCUGGAGUGGCCCUUCGCCUACAAGGUCACCUUCUCCAUCCUGGACCAGAGCGACCCAUCGCUUUCCAAGCCGCAGCACAUCACCGAGACGUUCAACCCGGACCCCAACUGGAAGAACUUUCAGAAGCCGUGCAGCGCCCGCAACUCGCUGGACGAGAGCACCCUUGGUUUCGGCUACCCCAAGUUCAUCUCGCACGAGGAGAUCAAGAAGAGAAACUACGUCCGCGACAACUGCGUCUUUGUCAAGGCUUCAAUCGAGAUUCCCCAGAAGAUCAUGGCUUGA
This is a messenger RNA of Nerophis lumbriciformis (worm pipefish), 1413 nucleotides long. The record is from RefSeq and is a predicted model, not a curated record. NCBI's taxonomy places the organism in Eukaryota, Metazoa, Chordata, Actinopteri, Syngnathiformes, Syngnathidae.